AUGAAGGCUGCACGCUCAGUGCGGGUGCCCCGCGUCCAGAGCAUCAACCAUGCUGGCAGGCGACUCGUGAGCCGUACUGGAACCUCCAACUCGUCUCUUGCUGCCAGCAACGUCUUCCAGCCGCUGUCGCCAGCUCACACCCCGCCCAUGCCACGGAAGGCGCUGACAGCGCCUCUCUCGAAGUUGCCGCUUUCAACCGUCUUGCGCUCUUUGAUGAUUCUUUCUGUCUCUUCCUCUUCCCUUCUUCUUAAGCCUUGCAUUUAUACUCUUUCUCUCUUGGCUCACCCUCGCUCGGCUUUGAUGGAUGUCUCCAAGAACCCGCUGCUAAACCUCCUUGUGAAGCACACCAUUUACAAGCAGUUCAAUGCGGGCGAGAACAAGGCUGAAGUCCAGCAAUCUAUCCAGAACAUUAAGGGUCUGGGAUGCCGCGGUGUUCUCUUGGGAUAUGCCCGGGAGGUCCUGGUUGGAGAGAACCAGGAGGCCAAGCUCGAUGCCAAGGCAGCUCAGGCUGAGGUCCAGAUGUGGUUUGAUGGUACCAUGAAGACCGUUGAUAUGGCGCAGGAGGGAGACUUUGUUGCUCUCAAAUUCACUGGUAUGGGAACCGAUGCUCUUCGCCACCUCCAGAAGGAAGCCAUGCCCUCCGAAUUUAUGGAUUCCUCAAUCCGGAAAGUGUGCGACUUGGCCAUCUCCCGUGGCGUUCGUCUGCUGGUCGAUGCCGAGGAGCAGGCUGUGCAGCCCGGUAUCGAGGCUUGGAUUAUGAAGUACCAGAAAUACUGCAAUUCCCAGACUCCCGGCCGCGCCAUCUUCUACGGCACAUACCAAGCCUACCUCCGGUCCACUCCCGUCACGCUGAACCGUCAUCUCGAGAUGGCACGCCGCGACGGAUACACUCUUGGCGUGAAGCUCGUCCGUGGCGCAUACAUGAAGACUGAGCCCCGCCACUUGAUCUGGGCGGAGAAGGAGGACACUGACAAGUGCUACGAUGAGGUCGUUGAGGCCCUUCUAACGCGCAAGUACAACUCCAUGCUGCAGCCUCCUAGCAAGGACACCACCAAGCUGCCUCCCGUCAAUGUGAUCAUCGCUACCCACAACCGCGAGUCGGUGCGCAAGGCCCACGCCAUUCGCGUGCAGCAGUUCCUCAAGGGUGAAGACUAUGGCGUGGACCUCAGCUAUGCCCAACUCCAGGGUAUGGCUGAUGAGGUUAGCCUUGAAUUGCUUCAAGGAUUCGAGAGCGCCGAGUCUAGCGUUGGCGCUACACCCAUUACUGCCCCCAACGUCUUCAAGCUUUUGACUUGGGGUUCUGUCCAGGAGUGCAUGGGCUUCCUGCUUCGCCGUGCCGUCGAGAACACCGAGGCUGUUGGACGGACUAAGGACUCUCAGAUUGCCAUGAUGGGCGAGUUGAAGCGUCGUUGCCUUGCGGUCUUUGGCCGCAACUAG
Messenger RNA from Penicillium cinerascens, 1437 nucleotides. RefSeq names its product proline dehydrogenase family protein. Bases 1 to 1437 code for a protein of 478 amino acids. Lineage: Eukaryota; Fungi; Ascomycota; Eurotiomycetes; Eurotiales; Aspergillaceae. The transcript has 2 exons. Gene Ontology annotation, cellular component: mitochondrion. The record is from RefSeq and is a predicted model, not a curated record. Gene Ontology annotation, molecular function: FAD binding; proline dehydrogenase activity.